UGGACUGUUGCAGUUAGUUGACGGCUCCUUACUAUGCUGCGGGAGGGACAGCUGAUAAGAACUUCUCGUGACUCCUGAUAUGCUAAGGAAGUGAGUGCUAGGACACUUUAGUCAUGUAACGCGCUGUAACUUUUAAAACGCAGACACUGUUUGUAGUUGGCGUUUAGACGCAAGAGGACUGUACUUUUUGGUGUAGCUUUGACCACCCUGUGCACAACCCGACUAUAAUGUUGCCUUGGAAGAAGAACAAGUUUGACCUAAUAGAGGAAGACAAGCAGUCCAAGCACAAGGGCUACGCGGUGAGUCUGAACUACUCCGCGCUCACCACGCUGGCCAAGGCGUGCCCGGAGAGCGCGCUGAACCGGGUGGGCAGCAUGUUCAAAUCCAAGAGGAAAAAGGUGAAAAUCACGAGCGAGGACCCAACGUACACGGUGCUGUAUUUGGGCAACGCCACCACCAUCCAGUCAAAAGGUGAAGGGUGCACGGACGUGGCCGUGAGCAAAAUUUGGAACAAGAGCGAAAUGGGCAAGUGCGGCACGAAGAUGCGGCUGACGGUGAGCUCGCACGGCGUGCGCAUGGUGCACGUGGACGAUCAAGCGCGCAGACCCGGACACCUUUAUUUACUCCACCGGAUCACAUACUGCGUUGCUGAUCCUCGUCUGCCCAGGAUCUUCGCCUGGAUCUACCGGCACGAGAUGAAGCACAAGGCGGUGAUGUUGCGCUGUCAUGCCGUGCUCGUGUCCCGUCCGGAGAAAGCGAAAGCCAUGGCGCUGCUUUUGUACCAGACUUCAGCCACAGCACUGGCCGAGUUCAAGAGGCUCAAACGUCGCGACGACGCACGGCACCAGCAGCAGCAGCUGGUUGGCGACCAGACCAUCCCACUCGUGCCAUUACGCAAGCUGCUGAACGGCCAGUGCUGCUACAAGCCUCCGGUGGAGCGCAGCAGGAGCGCGCCCAAACUCGGCUCCAUCACCGAGGACUUGCUCGGCGAGGAAGCCGAAGAAAAAGCCACACAGUUUGAAUGUGAGGACGUGCUUGACACGGACGAGGAGCGCACAGGCACCGAUAAACCUGGCCUGUGCCAGCUCAUUAACGAUUUGGGGGAAAUGGGCAUCGGGAACGACGUGCGGACUCUAAAAGCGGACCUCAGAGUGACCAGACUAUUGUCUGGUGAGAGCACGAGCAGCGAGUCGUCUAUAGAGAACAGUCACGAUCCUGCCGUCGUGUCUAACGAUGCCGACGAGCGCAAAACACCAGAAGUCGGCUGAACUCCGAGAGGAAGUGUCUUCGUCCAGUUGUACAACUGUUCGGUUGUUCGCCUGUAGAUGUUUGUGCCACUGUUUAUCCGUUUCACUUGAAAGAGCGCUCGUGCGCUUGGAGGUUUGUGACUCCGACUUUGGACUGGAUGAAUAAGCCAUGUCUCCAUCCAAGCGUUCUUAUGUUACAUCCAAGGGUUUUGUAUAUGUUAGAUGGGUUGCAUAGUUUUGGCAAAAAGAGAAAAUAUAACAUCAGGGGGAAAAUUAUAUUAUAUAAAAUAUAUAUAAAUUGUGGAAUGAUUCCAUUAAAAAUAUAGCAAAUAAAUGCAUAAAUAAAUAGCAAAUGCAUUUUUUCUUUACAAUUGUUUAAGAACAAUGCAGAUAAAACAGACAUGAUUGAAAAUCCUCAUUAUGAAGCCCUUGAUAAUUCACACAGGUUUUCCCUGGUCUGAAGUUUGAAACCUUGCAGGUUGAUAUGGACAGGAUGUGUGGAAAGGAUGUGUCACAAAAUCACAUUAGUGGUUGCCUGAUUUGAUAGCUCUGCAUAUAGUUCAAGCAGUGAAGGGUUAAAGAAGUGAAGCACAAGCAAGGACCUGACAUGUUUGUUAUAUGAUAAAACAUGGUGUAUUUUCUUGGUUUUUGAGGUGGUUCAAUGUUUGGGUGGAAACCUGGCUGUAGGGAGAAUGAACCAAGGUGCAGUUAACCUCAAGCCGAGCUGGGACAAGGAGUAAUACGCAAUAAAAUGCUUUCUCUCUCUCUCUCUCUCUCUCUUGUCACAUGAAAAGUUUUACAUUCACGAGAGUUUACGUAAGUCAUUUCCACAAAGGAAAUGUUUCUCUGUUAAACAACAGCCCUAAAAUAUGUACACAUUCCUUUAAGGACUCCCUUCAACUACCCAAUUAAUGCUAGCUAUCUAUGUUCAGGACAUUCCAUAUUCUGUUCCUUAUUUUGCACUGUUGUGUAUCAACUUCGUUAUGUUAAUGAUACUGUAUACAACAUUGUUUCCUUUUAAAUGUCCUUAUACAUUUAAAAAAAUCUGUUAUUAUCUUUGCUGUGCAAAAGAGAAAAGAAAAUCUAAUGUAUUGAAAUGUAAAUAUUCAUAAUGUGUAUUAUUUUUAAAGAGGUUCAUGUUCAUUGUUUUUGUGUAUCUUGGAA
Molecule: messenger RNA, 2411 nt
Organism: Hemibagrus wyckioides
Lineage: Eukaryota; Metazoa; Chordata; Actinopteri; Siluriformes; Bagridae
Gene: fam43a
Product: family with sequence similarity 43 member A
Exons: 1
Coding region: 228-1268 (346 amino acids)
Source: RefSeq, a predicted model, not a curated record